CUAAAGCUUCUCAAUUCCUUCUUUUUGCCAUUUUCAUUUCUUUGAUUUUAUAUGGCUCUUGAAGUGUUAUGCAAAGACCAGAAGGAGGUAAGAAUUCAUGAAAACUUGGAAGAGCUUAGCACAGAUUUGGCUGACCAUAUUGAACAAUUAUCCGAGGCAUCAAUCAAAGAGCAUGGAGUUUUUGCUGUUGCUUUAUCCGGAGGCUCACUUGUUAGCUUAUUAAGAAAACUAUGUGAAGCUCCAUAUAGCAAGACGGUGGAAUGGUCGAAAUGGCAUAUAUUUUGGGUUGAUGAACGUGUUGUGGCCAAGAAUCAUGUUGAUAGUAACUAUAAGCUUGUUAGGGAUCAUUUUUUGUCCAAGUUGCCUAUUGUUCCAAGCCAUAUACAUUCUAUCAACGAUUCUCUAAAAGCAGAAGAAGCCGCCAAUGAGUAUGCAUUUGUCAUUCGGCAGCUAGUGAAGACACGUGUGGUCAACGUUUCUGACAUCAGUGACUGCCCAAAGUUUGAUCUUAUCCUUCUCGGGCUCGGCCCAGAUGGCCACGUGGCCUCUCUGUUCCCUAACCACUCAACCCUCGAAGAAAAAAACGAAUGGGUAACUUUUGUGACAAACUCUCCAAAACCACCACCCGAACGGAUCACAUUCACACUGCCGGUGAUCAACUCUGCUGCCAACGUGGUGGUGGUUGCAACCGGUGAAGAAAAGGCUGAAGCCGUCCACAUGGCAAUUGAUGACAUGGGUCAUGAAUGCACGAUUUUGCCAGCUAGGUUGAUUCAACCUGGUGCUGGCAAAUUGGUGUGGUUUUUGGAUAAUAAGGCUGCUUCAAAGCUCACUAGCUAGGUUAUCCUAGUUUAGAGGUUUUUGGCUGAGAGUUGAGACUUAUAACUUAUGAGGAUGUAAUUGAAGAAAUUUGUGUCAAAGAAGUCUAGGAGAUUAA
This is a messenger RNA of Erigeron canadensis, 934 nucleotides long. RefSeq names its product probable 6-phosphogluconolactonase 1. The transcript is spliced from 4 exons. Bases 52 to 837 code for a protein of 261 amino acids. The record is from RefSeq and is a predicted model, not a curated record. Gene Ontology annotation, molecular function: 6-phosphogluconolactonase activity. Lineage: Eukaryota; Viridiplantae; Streptophyta; Magnoliopsida; Asterales; Asteraceae. Gene Ontology annotation, biological process: carbohydrate metabolic process; pentose-phosphate shunt.